Molecule: messenger RNA, 546 nt
Organism: Dibothriocephalus latus
Lineage: Eukaryota; Metazoa; Platyhelminthes; Cestoda; Diphyllobothriidea; Diphyllobothriidae
Source: the annotation of a GenBank genome assembly
UAUCCUCUAAAGAGCUACAGCUUCGGGACCAAGGAGCCCAAUUAUGAGCGCGACCGCAGCGUUCCUGCAAGGUUCCAGCGCCUACAAGAAGACUUUGAGAAGUAUGGCAUGCGACGUUCGGUAGAAGGAGUUCUUCUUGUGCAUGAACACAACCUGCCGCACGUGUUGUUACUUCAGUUAGGAACUUUUUUCAAACUUCCUGGUGGUGAGUUGCAUCCGGGAGAGGAAGAAAUGGAGGGCCUCAAGCGGCUCUUAUCAGACAUGCUCGGCCGUACAGAUGGUGUGCCGGUCGAGUGGACUCCAGAGGAAUGCAUCGGCAACUGGUGGCGACCGAAUUUUGAGCCUCCACGUUAUCCCUACAUCCCUGCUCACGUGACAAAACCGAAGGAGCAUACCCGCCUCUAUCUUAUGCAGCUUCCCGAAAAGACACUGUUUGCAGUACCGUCCAACUAUAAGCUGGUGGCUGCCCCGCUCUUUGAACUGUUUGACAAUUCUCGCGCCUACGGACCCAUUAUAUCAUCACUGCCGCAGGUUCUUAGUCGGUAG